AUGGCAACUUCAAACAAAAGUUCAUCACCAAGAAGAACAACAACUUCCUUAAACCAAUCAUCAUCAAUUCAAUCAUCAACAUCAGCAAUAACAAAUAGACAAUUAAGUCAUUUAAAUUCUCAAAUUGCUCAAUUACAAGCAAAUUUAUCUGAUUUUAAUGAUUUAUUAACUACAUCUUGUGAUCAAUAUAAAAAUAUUGAAUUAUUGGGUAAAAUACAUGCUAGUUUAUUUAUGGCUAGUAGGAAAGUAUUUGAAGAAGAAGAUGCAAUGAAUUUAAAUACUACAAAUGGUGAAUAA
Messenger RNA from Lodderomyces jiufengensis, 297 nucleotides. It is a transcript of the gene HSK3, whose product is annotated as Hsk3p. Lineage: Eukaryota; Fungi; Ascomycota; Pichiomycetes; Serinales; Debaryomycetaceae. Gene Ontology annotation, biological process: attachment of spindle microtubules to kinetochore. Bases 1 to 297 code for a protein of 98 amino acids. The record is from RefSeq and is a predicted model, not a curated record. Gene Ontology annotation, cellular component: DASH complex. The transcript has a single exon.